Mytilus californianus (California mussel) is the source of this 10703-nucleotide messenger RNA. RefSeq names its product ankyrin repeat domain-containing protein 29-like. Bases 118 to 1065 code for a protein of 315 amino acids. NCBI's taxonomy places the organism in Eukaryota, Metazoa, Mollusca, Bivalvia, Mytilida, Mytilidae. The record is from RefSeq and is a predicted model, not a curated record. Gene Ontology annotation, molecular function: protein binding. The transcript is spliced from 9 exons.
GUCAAAAACACGCAUUUCCGGUUGCCCGGAAUGGGAACCUACCAGAUUGUUUUUGAUAAGAACCAAUGAAAUAAACCAAAUUUAGACAGUUUACUGAGUGCUUUGAUUAUCUACGCAAUGUCUUACAAGAAAGAAACCCCUUCAGAUCAACAGCUUCACCUUGCUGCACUUCAGGGUAACUUGGAGAAGCUAAAAAGAGUAUUAGACAGUGGUAAAGUUCAUGUGGAUUGUAAAGACAAGGAAGGAACAACCCCAUUGAUAUUGGCAGCGGCUAAUAAUCACUUAGACUGUGUUAAAGAAUUACUGAAGCAGGGAGCAGAUCCAAAUUCCAGGAGACUGACUGGAACCUGUGCACUGUUUUUUGCUGCUCAAGGUGGAUUUUUAGAUAUUGUUAAAUUAUUAUUAGACAGUGGAGCAUCAGUAGAUUUAGCCAGUUAUGAUGGAGGUACACCAUUGUUUGUUUCCUGUCAGUGUAAUCACCAGGAAGUUGUUGAUGCAUUAUUGAAUAGAGGGGCAGAUCUUCAUGCUCAGAUGGUCGAUGGUGCCACGGCCCUCUUUAUAACAGCUCAGAAUGGUCAUGUACGAUUAAUGAAAUACCUCAUCUCCAAAGGUGCUGAAGUUAAUUUAUCUAGACAGGAUCAAGCCUCACCGUUAUGGAUUGCCUCCCAAAUGGGACAUACACAGGUUGUUAAAGAAUUAUUAACAUUAGGUGCCAAAGUUGAUGCCAUUAGAGAGGAUGGAGCCACUCCUCUGUUUAAAGCUUGCCAUAAAGGUCAUUUAGAGGUUGCAGAGCAAUUACUAAAAUAUAAACCAGAACUAGGAAUACUAAAGAAUGGAGAAACCCCACUGCAUGCAGCUGCCUUAUUUGGUCAUCUCAAAGUAAUCAAAUUACUUAUGUCAUAUAAUGUAGACACAAAAAUCAAAAAUAAGGAAGGAAGAACUGCUGCAGAGCUUGCCAGAGAAGCUGGAAAUGAACAUAUAACCAAAUUUAUAGAAAGUUACCAAACAAGUACAGACAGACGUAACAGCAUUCCUAAUGGUACAUCCACUCCCUCACCAACGUGAUGGGCUGAUGCAUAAUAAUUCCAAAGCUUCAGAAACAAUGUAUACUAUCAAUGUGUAAUAUUAUUUACACUGCUGAAGUGAUAUUGCCUAUACAUUCAAUGUGAAAUAUUAUUACACUGCCGAAGUGUAACUGCCUAUACAUUCAAUGUGUAAUAUUAUUUACGCUGCCAAAUUGUUAUUGCCUAUAAAUUGUGAUUUAUACAGAAUUUAAUGCCAGUAUUGAAUUUUAAUUUGCUGGUUGGUAUAAUAAGUCAUGUAAUUUGUUUUUACAACAAAGUAUUUCUGUUUGAAAGCACCAAUUUUGUUGGUAUAUAUGGUUCAAAUUUAUCAUUAUGAAUUUCUAGAUAUGUAGAUCAUUUCUUGGUACCUUAUAAAAGCAUUUAAGUAAGGACUUAGGGAAGAAAAUUUAAACAUUAAAACAUAUGAUAAAGCAGUAUUAAUGUUUGUUCAAAUUUUUAUUGGAAAAUAUUUUAUUUACCCUACACAAUAUCUUAUUGAGUAUAAGUAUCCUUUCAAAUUUAUCUUGUAAGUGUCUGUUAUUAUAUAGUAAUCCAUACUUGUUAUUACCUCAAAGUGAAAGAUUAAGAAUUCAAUUUUAAGAUGAUAUUUGUUUACAUGUUUUUUACAAUGUUUAUUGUUACAAACUUAAAAAUACACUCUACUCUACACUCUCAUCCAUUUUUAAUUGAAAAGCUGUUCGUUUGAACUCCUAAAAAUAAUUGCCUUUAAAUCCUUUUCUGCAUUCAAUCAUAGUUUGUCCCCAGUUUUGAUGCAUCUAGGAAGAGGUUAAAUACAAGGAAUUUAGGAGUUAUUAAAUAUAAACCCUAUUAAAGGCUAAAAAAAAAUUUUUAAAGUUAUUUUUUUUUAUGAAGAAAAACUUAUCUUAACUAAAAUAGCUAUCUAUGCAGAUGUUGCAUACAGUAAUGUUAUGUUUAUUGGUUAUGUUAUUUUGUCAAGUAUAUGAUACUCAUUUGAAACCCUAUAUUUUAUAUAAAGUAAAAUAUGAAUACUGAAGAUUCAUUUAUUUUUCGUGGGUACCAAUUUUCAUAGAUUGAUGAAAAUUGUAUUUUUGUGGAUAUUUGAUUUCAUAGUUUUGCCAAUGUCUGCAUUAAAGCCUAUAGACAAUGUGUGCUUCAUUGAAAAUUUUAAAUCCUUGUUCAUCUUUACCCAAAUAAUCCACAAAAUCCACCAGGAAUAAUAAUAAAUCCACAGUAUUGAAUUUUGUGAUAAAUAGUUUGUACGAAGGCAUAACUGGGAGAGACAGUUUAAAUAAGAAUUUUGAAGUUUUCUAACAUGCUGAAUUAAUUGAUAAGUGCUAUCUAUUAUGGUGCAAAGAGUUUUUCAGUGUGAUUUUCGUAACUUUUAAGUGCUGAUUUCAUACAUUUUUGUUGCAAUAUCAUGUUGGAAGAAAUACAAUCACAUUAGUUUCUAGUGCUUUAGACUUAAGAUUAACAAAACUAUUAUAGCCAUGAUAUUUUUGUGAGGAUUCCGAAAUUAAAAACAGUCAUGAAGAUAUAUUAAACAGAUUAAAAAACAAAUCAAACAUAAUUUUUCUUACCAGCUUUUGAAAAAAAUUGUUAGUUUGCAGUUAAUUUUAAAAUACAUUCAGCUGCUUCAGAUAAAAAAUUGAAAUCUUUCAAGCACUUGUGUAUGUAGUCUGAAGGAGUGCUUGUUUUUUUUUUUUAAUUUCCUAAAUGCUUAGUUUUGAAUAAAUUGAACCUAAUCAUUUAACCCUUGUCCCAAAAUAUAUGAAUUAUGGUAAAAUUUAAACAAAAUUGGGCACAAAAUAUUAGCCAACGAAUAUUUAACCAGUAUUGUAGAUGUUAUUAGGUUGUUAGAAUAGAUUAUUUCUAUACUAGUAGUAAAUAAAGUGGUUUCAGCAUAUUUAUUAGUGAUAGACUAUGUUUUAUUUAUAUGUAGAAAAUUUGUAUAUUUAUUUACAUGAAUUAUGUAUGUGAUAGAGUUUAAGUUGAUGUAUGAUAAUUAAUCUAUGCAUAUUGCAUUAGAAUAAUAUACAACAGUUAUUAAAGUGUGUGGUAUACUUCUUUGAAAUAAUCAGUUACCAGUAUACUUUUGCACUAUGAAUUAUUAUUGCACCCUUAUUGAUUUUUUUUUAUGCAGCUAACAGAUAUUGUUUUAUAAUUGUUUUGAAAUUAGAAAAAAUGAAAUAGAUAUAGAUAGAGGAUUAAAUCUCAAAGUUGAUUAAAUAAUAUAUGACCUAUUUAUAGUUCUUUAAAGUUGAUACAAGUAUUUGCAUGAAAGACUUGUGCAUUUUACAUUUGGUAUAAAGAUUUAAUGAACACAAUGUUUGAUAUUAAAAGUAAUGAUGCAAGUUUAUUUCCUUUUUUCUUUGGAUAUAAAAUUAUGUUACCAAAACAAACAGAUUUUUUAAAUGAAUUGUUUUAAUUCCAACUUUGUUUUUAAAAAAGUAAAAUUUAAGAUGAAUACCUUAGUCUUUACUAAUUUCCAAAUAGGUCAAUUUAAAUAGAACAAUAACUUUGUUCAUUACAACUUUCCUCUAUCUUUUAGACUUUCGAAAUAAUUUCGCAUAUUUUAUAUUUCUAAUAAAAAUAAUUAGUUUAUCUUUCAAAGUUCUUAUGAAAUUUAUUAAACUUCUGUUUGACAAUUUGAUAAAAUAAACUAUGAUGAAAUCUGAAAAGAAACUAGCGUGUUGACAUGUAAAGUUUGUCAAGUAAAUCACCUACACAUACAGGGUAUUUCAAGGUAACAAUUUCAAAUGUUAAACUUUCUAACAAGAUGGUUGAAUAAGUAGAACUGAAACUAGACCAUUGAUAUUUGGUAUGCUAAGACAUAAGCAUAUAUCUUAUUCAUGUGACUUUUGAAUUUUUGCUAUUUUUAAAUGUCAUAUUUCCUGAUUAAGUGUGUUUAUAAAGAAUAAAUUAUGCUAAAACAUUGAUAUUUGAUGUACUGUUGUGUAAGCAUCCUAAUAUUUCAGUUUCAAAUAGGAUGUCAGGCUUGCUCCUUAGUUAUGCUUCAAUGACUUUGGAUUUUUGCUUUGUUCAAAACGUUCAGUCAUUUUUUUUUCAUUUUUUGUGGCUGCAAAGUGUUGAUGCAUACCUCUUUGACAACAGUUAUUUUUUCUGAGUGUUGAAAAAUUUUUUGACUUUGAAAAAUAAUCACAGUCAUAUUAUCCUUAAUGUGUAACAAAUAUCUUUGGUAUGUGGUUAAAAAAGGUAUGACAGAUAUUACAAUUACUAGUUCAAAGUAUCAGAUGAUGUGUUGAAAUUAAGUCCCUGUUUUGUAUGGUAUUUUCAAUCAAAUAUUUGUAUCCCACCACUUUCUAUAUUUUUAUAAUUUAUUUAAUGGCAUAUCAGGUUGUGCAAUGAAGUGUAUGUGUGUGAUUUUUUAAUUGAUUCAGAGAUGUAUUAAUAAUGUGAUAAUCUUGUGACAUCUUUUUUUUUAUCUCUCUUUUGAAUGACAAAAAUUAAUGGCCAAUUCAAAAUUGUAACCAAUUGAAAUUGGACUGGAUGUAAAAUAUGAAAAAAAAGAUACCAAAUAACUUUCUUACUUUCUAAAAAUAAACUGUCAAUAAUCUUAGGAUAAAACAAAUUGAGAAUCGGUUAAGGCAAAUAUGAUUUUCUCUUGGUGUUACAGACUAUUGGAAGUGACAGUACUGUAGGAUAAUCCAUAAACUUUAAAAAAGAGUUGUAAUGACAUAUUUGAUUUUGAUGGCAAAGUUAAAAUUCUUCAAUCUUUUAUGAACAGGGUUUACAAUUUUGUGAUUUAAGUGUAUAUUGCGCAUGUUUUUUUGUGUUAUGCUAACUUAAAAAAAUAUAUAAAAUAUGUACAUAGAUAUAUAUUUGUUUCCAAGUUUUUGUAAUUUUAUUAAGAAAAAAUAUUUUGUUUCACUGAUAAAAGUUUCUAGCAUAUUUUUUUUCUCUUUAUGUAGAUACAAUUAUUGUUUGUACUUACAUAGCUAACCUUUGCUUCUUAUGUUUAGUUCAGUUUUAUCAUAGGGCUAAAAGACAUGUAGUUUUUGUAUAAUUUUGGUUUUGGUGCUUAUAUUAUGAAUAAAAGUGAGAUGAUGAGUAUGGGUCAAUUAGUAUUCCAAAUUCACCCCUCUAAAAGAAUCAGAAUAGACAUUUAGAGGUCACCAAAAGGUCAUUAAGGAUAGGUAUAUGCCAAGCACUGAAUCAUCCAAGUCCUAAUAAGUUGUAGAUAAAUUUAACUGAUACUACAAAAGUCUGUACUGAGAAUAUGCAUAUUACCAAGAUAUACAAAAGUCCAUACUGAGAAUAUGCAUAUUACGAAGAUAGGGGUAAAGGAUUUUAUUUUAAUUUUUUUUAAAAUGUCUACAUAUUUUUAAUUCACAUCAAGACAUAAAAAAAUAACAAAGUAAUGGUAUAAUAAGAUUUCUCUUAGGUUAUAGUAGGUAUAUAAUUGGUGUAAAUUUAAUUUGACAAAUCACUAUCUUUUAUAGUUAAAGAGGUUGUAUUUAGCACUGAGUAUCAUUGUAUCAUUUUUCAUUUACAUUUUAAAGAAUGUAUGUUUACUGCAUACAUAGGAUAUUACAUUGCACUCUGAUAACUGCAGUUAGUAACUGUAUUGCAUAUAGUGUAUGUGUGUUAUAUAUUUUGCAUUUAUCAUGGUGCUAAUAUCAUUAACUUGUGUUUGUGUGUCUGUGUUGAUAAUAACUGACUUUGGUAACUUUUAACUUACUAAACUUCACACCAGUGCCAAGUCUUAUUCACUGCCUUCUUAAGUGCUUAAAGUGACAUAUCUUUCAAUGAAUUUUUCAUUCCAUGGUGAUCUAGAAUUUUUAUACGACCGCAAAAAAAUUUUUGUGGUCGUAUAUUGGUAUGACGUUGGCGUCAUCGUCGUCCUCGUCUUCGUCCGGCAUUGUCGUCGUCGUCCGAAGACACAUUGGUUUUCGCACUCUAACUUUAGUUUAAGUGAAUGGAUCUCUAUGAAAUUUUACCAUAAGGUUCAAUACCACAAAAGGAAGGUUAGGAUUGAUUUUGGGGGUUAUGGUACCAACAGUUAAGGAAUUAGGGGCCCAAAAGGGCCAAGAUAUACAAAAGUCCAUACUGAGAAUAUGCAUAUUACAAAGAUAGGGGAAAGGGAUUUUAUUUUAAUUUUUCAAGGGCCAAAAAUAAGCAUUUUUGUAACUUCCAGACAUAACUUGUGUGUUAGUGUAUGGAUCUCUCUGACAUUGUACCACAAGGUUCCAUAUCACAAAGGGAAUGCUGGAAUUGAUUUUGGGGGUAAUUGCCUCAAAACUUUAGGAAUUAGGGGUAAAAAAAGGGGCAAAAAACAAGCAUUUUUCUAGUUUCAUGACAAUAACUUGUGUGUCAGUGUAUGUAUCUUUCUGAAAUUGUACUACAAGGUUUCAUAUCACAAAGGGAAAACUGGAAUUGAGUUUGGGGGUAAUUGCCCAAAACGUUUAGGAAUAAGGGGCCAAAAAUAAGCAUUUUUCUAGUUUCCAGACAAUAACUUGUGUUCAAGUGUAUGGAUCUCUCUGAAAUUGUACUGCAAGGUACCAUGCCACAAUGGGAAGGCUGGGAUUGAUUUUGGGGGUAAUUGCCUCAAAUUUUAGGAAUUAGGGGCAAAAAAGGGGCAAAAAACAAGCAUUUUUAUACGACCGCAAAAAAAUUUUUGUGGUCGUAUAUUGGUAUGACGUUGGCGUCGUCGUCGUCGUCGUCGUCGUCCAGCGUCAUCCGGCGUCGUCCGAAGACACAUUGGUUUUCGCACUCUAACUUUAGUUUAAGUGAAUGGAUCCUUAUGAAAUUUUACCACAAGGUUCAAUACCACAAAAGGAAGGUUGGGAUUGAUUUUGGGGGUUAUGGUAAUAACAGUAAAGGAAUUAGGGGCCAAAAAGGGGCCAAAAAUAAGCAUUUUUGUAACUUCCAGACAUAACUUGUGUGUUAGUGUAUGGAUCUCUCUGACAUUGUACCACAAGGUUCCAUAUCACUAAAGGAAUGCUGGGAUUGAUUUUGGGGGUAAUUGCCUCCAAAUUUUAGGAAUUAGGGGCCAAAAAAGGGGCAAAAAACAAGCAUUUUUCUAGUUUCAUGACAAUAACUUGUGUGUAAGUGUAUGGAUCUUUCUGAAAUUGUACUACAAGGUUCCAUAUCACAAAGGGAAAGCUGGGUUUGAGUUUGGGGGUAAUUGCCCUAAACAUUUAGGAAUUUGGGGCCAAAAAGGGUUCAAAAAACACAUUUUUUUCUAGUUUCCAGACAAUAACUUGUGUUCAAGUGUAUGGAUCUCUCUGAAAUUGUACUGCAAGGUACCAUACCACAAAGGGAAGGCUGGGAUUGAGUUUGGGGGUGAUGAAUCAUAAUGGGGGUUCAAAAAAUUUUGGGGGGGGAUUUAUUUUUUUUUCCUUUUUUUUCUUUUUUUCCUUUUUUGUUUCUUUUAAAAUUUUCCAUUUUAAGUUGGUUAUUUCUGAUUUAUAUUUAAAAUCAAAUAAUAAUGAUAUGGUAGGAGAUACACACCAAACAGGAUGUGUAAAUUAUUAUAUAAUAAGUAUUGUGCAAUAGCAAGAAAUUUUCAAUUGCACAGUAUUGCACAAUAGCAAGAAAUCUUCAAUUGCACAGUAUUGCGCAAUAGCAAGAAAUCUUCAAUUGCACAGUAUUGCGCAAUAGCAAGAAAUAUCCAAUAGCACAAUAUUGCGCAAUAGCAAGAAAUUGUCAAUUGUACAGUAUUGCGCAAUAGCAAGAAAUAUUUAAUAGCACAGGAUUGUGCAAAAGAAGAUACUUCCUAUAAAUUGCUUAUUUCUUGACCAAUUUCAAUGGGGUUUUAUUCUUGAUUUCAUGGGGUUCUUUAAUAUGCUGAAUCUAACCGUGUAUUUAGUUUUUGGAUUUUGGGCCCCGUUUUUAAAUUGGUCCACAUUGAGGUCCAAAGGGUCCAAAAUUAAACUUUGUUUGAUUUCAUCAAAAAUUGAAUUAUUGGGGUUCUUUGAUAUGCCGAAUCUAACUGUGUAUUUAGAUUCUUAAAUUUUGGUUCUGUUUUCAAAUUGGUCUACAUUAAGGUCCAAAGGGUCCAAAAUUAAACUUAGUUUGAUUUUAACAAAAAUUGAAUUCUUAGGGUUCUUUGAUAUGCUGAAUCUAAACAUGUAUUUAGAUUUUUGAUUAUGGGCCCAGUUUUCAAGUUGGUCCAAAUCGGGGUCCAAAAUUAAACUUUGUUUGAUUUCAACAAAAAUUGAAUAUAUGGGGUUCUUUGAUAUGCUGAAUCUAACCAUGUAUUUAGAUUUUUGAUUUUUUGGCCCCGUUAUCAACUUUGUCCACAUUGAGGUCAAAAGGGUCCAAAAUUAAACUUUGUUUGAUUUCAUCAAAAAUUGAAUUCUUGGGGUUCUUUGAUAUGCUGAAUCUAACCAUGUAUUUAGAUUUUGGAUAUUGGACCAUAAUAGGUGAAUGUCCAAUUUAAAAUUUUUAAGUUCUUAGACCACAUUCAAUCUGUGUUAGAAACCUAUGCUGUGUCAAAUAUUUAAUCACAAUCCAAAUCCAAAGCUGUAUCAAGCUUGAAUGUUGUGUCCAUACUUCCCCCAACUGUUCAGGGUUCGACCUCUGCGGUCGUAUCAAGCUGCGCCCUGCGGAGCAUUUUAUUCUAGUUUCAGGACAAUAACUUGUGUUCAAGUGUAUGGAUCUUUAUGAAAUUGUACUGCAAGGUACCAUACCACAAAGGGAAGGCUGGGAUUGAUUUUGGGGGUAAUUGCCUCAAAAUUUUAGGAAUUAGGGGCCAAAAAGGGGCCUAAAAACAAGCAUUUUUCUAGUUUCCAGACAAUAACUUGUGUUCAAGUGUAUGGAUCUCUCUGAAAUUGUACUGCAAGGUACCAUACCACAAAGGGAAGGCUGGGAUUGAGUUUGGGGGUGAUGAAUCAUAAGGGGGUUCAAAAAAAUUGGGGGGGGGGGAUAUUUUUUCCCUUUCUUUUCCUUUUUUUUUCUUUAAAAUUUUCCAUUUUAAAUUGGUUAUUUCUGAUUUAUAUAUAAAAGCAAAUAAUAAUGAUAUGGUUUGAAUAGGUAAAUUAAAAAAUUUUAAGUUCUUAGACCACAUUCAUUCUGUGUCAGAAACCUAUGCUGUGUCACAUAUUUAAUCACAAUCCAAAUUCAGUGCUGUAUCAAGCUUGAUCCAUACUUGCCCCAACUGUUCAGGGUUCGACCUCUGCGGUCGUAUCAAGCUGCGCCCAGCGGAGCAUUUUAUUUUAUUUAAGAUGUAAAAUUUCAAAGUUGGUAUCAGUACAGAUAGGUUGAUGGUCAUGAAUCUCAAUUUUCUCAUAAAAAUGUCUCAGCAUUAGUAUUAUAUAAAUAGAUAAACUAAAAAAAUAUAGAGUGUUAAUAUAUGCAGGGUCUCUACUUUAUAAAAAAUUUCAAAAUGAUUCAUUUUUUUAUGAUAAAUGGUCAUUCAGUUGACUUAAACCAUGACACAUAUUGAAUUGAUUACUUAUACUAGUAUUGAUGAAGUUUCCUUUAAACAAAAUACAGUAAUGUACAAUAAAAUGACAAACAGUAAAUGUUGUACGUGUACAAUUGAAAUAAAUAUUGUACAUGUACAAUUGAAAUAAAUGCUGUAAAUGUACUAUGAAAUACACGUUGUACAUGUACAAUUGAAAUAAAUGUUGAACAUAUACAAUGGAAAUAAAUGUUGAACAUGUACAAUUGAAAUAAAUGUUGAACAUGUACCAUUGAAAUAAAUAUUAAACAUGUACAAUUGAAAUAAAUGCAAUGAAUCUUGUAUUUAUAAUUGAUAAAGAUUGCUCAGAACUCACAAUCACAGUUCCUUUGUUUUUGAUAUAUUUUUUCAAUAUUUACGAGGCUUUGGUGUAUAUACACCAGUUGAUAUGUGAUGAAACACUUUGGUAUAUUGUUGGUGCUGUUAUAAGAGAAUUUACUGCAUUUUUAUUUCAUGUUAUUUUAAUGCAGCAUUAUCCCUUUAAUGUGACAAAAAAAUUCAGUACUUGAGAAAUUGUCAACGUCCUUCAUUAAACUUUUUCUGGAGAGAGCAUAAUAAGGGUCAGUGUAACCUUUUUUCAUCACUGGUCAGUUGGUGUUGAUUAAGUCUGUCAAUCUACUUCAGUGUUAACAUUAAAUUUCUGGGGAGAAUACUAAUCCUGUCUGAUAUCUGACACUUUGAUAUUGUAUAUUAAAAAAAUUGUUGGAAAAUAUAUUUUUUCUUCUCUGCCUUGUUAUUGCAGUCUUAACUUGACAAGAAUAUUUUUAAUAUUUUGCUGUAAGAUAUUUUUUAUGGAAUUCAAAUGUAUGCAUAAAGACCAUCUUACUGAUGAGUGCUCCUUGGAUUUUCUAGUUUUUGAUCAGUUGUCAUAUAGGAUAAUGAAUGAAAAAAAUCUUCUUUAUGUAAAAAAAUGUUCUUUUCCCCUAUAAAUUUGUUUCUUUUAACUCAUUCUGUAAAGUAUUGUUAAGUGUAUUACUCCAACAUUGAUGAUUAAAAGCAACAAAAUGUUUCUGUGUAGCUUGUACAAUUAAUAGUUUAUUUAUGACACUGUAUAUGUAUUUAAAUUAUUUUUGCAGUUCAACUGAAAAUAUGUUCAGGAGUCGUACAUAGAAACUUUCUGUAGAAUAAAGAAACCAGGAUUGUUAAUGACAUGUAUGUAUGAUGUACUGAAAUUUGUUGCUUAGUCUUUCUGCAAGUUUCUAUAUACAACAAUAAAGUAUCUAAAAGCAUUA